Scophthalmus maximus (turbot) is the source of this 3855-nucleotide messenger RNA. It is a transcript of the gene prelid3a, whose product is annotated as PRELI domain containing 3A. Gene Ontology annotation, biological process: phospholipid transport. The transcript has 7 exons. Gene Ontology annotation, cellular component: mitochondrial intermembrane space. The record is from RefSeq and is a predicted model, not a curated record. Bases 396 to 920 code for a protein of 174 amino acids. Lineage: Eukaryota; Metazoa; Chordata; Actinopteri; Pleuronectiformes; Scophthalmidae. Gene Ontology annotation, molecular function: phosphatidic acid transfer activity.
CUAGACGCUCAGUGGUGCCUCCGCUGUUGCACCGGUUCAUCCCCAUGUUAUUUCUCUACACGAACGAGCUUUUUGUUCCAUCAAUCUGUAGGUUAUAUGUUUUCUGUCUCCUUUCUUUUUCUUCCGGGGAUCCAUAUUACGCGUCGGGUGGACCAGAGCGUUUUUGCGCAGUGUGUGGAUGAAGUGCGGAGAAGAGCGGAGAUGCGCUCCUCGGACUCCCUUCACUGACGGUGGUGAGCUUCCAUCGCAGGCCCUAUUCUCUGACCGGUGGAGCGAGGUCCUGGUAUGAAGAUGGUCCGGUGAAGAUCGUAUCGGACGACAGAGGGGUUUCCUGGGAAAAGUUCAAGACUGUGUGUUUUUGAGAGAGAGAGAGAGAGAGAGAGAAAGAAAAAAAGAUGAAGAUUUGGAGCACGGAGCACGUUUUCAGUUACCCAUGGGAGACAGUGAUCAAGGCCGCGAUGAGAAAGUACCCCAACCCCAUGAACCCCAACGUGGUCGGGGUGGACGUGCUGGACCGCAGUCUGGACGCCGAGGGACGUCUGCACAGCCACAGGCUCCUCAGCACCGAGUGGGGCCUGCCGGGCAUCGUACGGGCGAUACUGGGAACCAGCCACACACAAACCUACGUGAAGGAACAUUCCGUAGUCGACCCGCUGGAGAAGAAGUUGGAGCUAUGCUCAACAAACAUAACUCUCACCAACCUCAUAUCGGUGGACGAGAGGCUUCUUUACAGGCCACACCCGGACAACCCCGAGGUUACCAUCCUGACCCAGGAGGCCAUCAUUACGGUGAAGGGAGUCAGUCUCAGCAGUUACCUGGAAGGGAUGAUGGCCAUGAGAAUGUCAGCCAAUGCCAGAAAGGGUUGGGAUGCCAUUGAGUGGAUUAUUCAGAACUCUGAGAGAGAGAACGUUCCUCUUUGACAUUUGCUAACUCUGGACUGCAGCUCUACAGGGACGACUUCUCUCUCCAGCUACAACUCAUGAACCACUGGGGAUCCUCCUGCAGUUGGUACUUACAGUGGUCCCGCCCACACACACACACACACACACACACACACACACACACACACCUCCUCCUCCCACCUCGACAGUACAUGCACUGGAAGCUCAGACUGACAGUCAAAUGUUGCCAAAGCUGAAUGGUUUAGUGAGAGUGAGAGCCAAAGUGUGUCAGAGACACUUUCGUUCAGUGUGUUCAACUCUCCUGUUCGCUGACCACAAGGUUGGAAAGACGAAAAGUUUAUCUUCCAUACGGCGAAAUGCAGCAACUUCUUUUAUUAACCCAUAUUUACUUUGACCUCAUGUCCUGGCCUUAAGGAUUUGCGCGAGAGAUACACACACGAUUUUUUUUCUAUAUGAUAUGCAAACAAGCUUCAUAACUUUAUUUUACCAGAUGUAAUUUUUUCUGUAAUGCCAAACACAGGAGACUCCUACUGUAGUAGGAGUUAGAGACGAGAGACUUGUUACCGGUGCUGCUUACUCUGUGAUUCAAGAGGCACAAAACUGUAGAUAAUAUAUUUGCAUGGUAGUAAUAAAAAACAGGGUGGGGGGUGGGGGGUCAUUUUAAGAAAAUGAGUAGUGUGGUUGCUAGAAAUUAUAUUGUUUGUAUAAGAAAAAAAUGAGAAUGUACUACUAACAUGGCCUUGUUUUUCUGCUGUCGAGGCAUCAACACAUCGGCUCCGUUUUGAUGUGAACGUGACGGGUAGUUUUGCCUGGAACCAGCAGAUUUGUAAUUGGGGUUAACGAGGAAGAUGAAGAUGACACACAGAACAUUGAUGGGUGUAGUUAAAUGAUGAACUGCCUCGCUCUGUGGGCAGAAGUAGCCGUUGACAUGGCCUUAAAUCGAUGCCUGCGUGUUAUGGCCUGGGCAGCAGAAUCAUGUCGUUGCUCGACGACAUGCUUCCAAACGUUGACCUCCUCCGUGAACUCUACCCGUUUGUCCCCGAGGAGCAGGGCCGUACUGUAUGUGCAACGCUGCACAAUGACUACUUAUGUGCUAGAUGAUUUAUCUUGUUUAAACGAAGAAAAUAUUUACAGAAUAUUUGUAUAAAUAUUAUUUAUUCACACAUUCUGCCAAACAAGCAGCGGAAUCAGAACAUUGUUUUUUUCCGUUGUUUUUUUAUUGUCGGUGUCGUGUUUAAAAAAAGGUUUCAUUUGCUUUUUUUACACUUUGUUUUAAACCUCAGCCGCUGUCCUACUGCAACAAUUAAAAACAACUGUUUUGAGAAAUUUUCAGUUUUGAAAUUGAUAACAUGAGUUUGUCGUCUGCUCCUUGUCCAAGUUAGUUAUUUAGUGCAUUAAGAAUUUCCACUACCUGCUUUCUUUUGUUAUUUCUUUGAGUGUCAGCUCAGCAUUUAAUCAUCCAAAUGCAGUUUAAUUUCUCUGCUUCAGCGAGAAACAUUCAUGUAUGGACAGUACUGAAAACUAACAAACAAUCAAAAUCCUCCUCAGGUAGUUUGUUGUCCUUUUUUUUUUUUGCCAACUUGUAGUUCAUCAUUUGUCCAGUAGAGAGCACAAGUAUGCUGUUAGCGACAGGAUAUCCACAGGACAGCUCUUUGUGUGUCCGGAGCAGGAGGCCCAUGAUGCUUCAGUGUGUGUGCGCUGAGAGAACUAACAUUUUAAAAGGCCAGACGUAAAGGUUGUUUUCUUUUAUUUACACGACAGAAAAACAGAAACAAAAUACUUUUGCAUUGCACGAACAGCCCCCCUAUCGUUGAGCAGUGACAAGAGGAAACUUGUCGUUCCUUCAAACCCAGUAGUGCAAAAUAAGCCAGUUGCCAGAAUCUCAAUAAAUAAAAACAUAAAACACAAUCAGCUGUGUGCUUGAAAAAAUAUAUCAUGCAGAAGGCUACAGAAAAAUACGACGAUCCAGACGGGCAACGUUGGUAUCAGAGCCUCAGAUCUUAAAUACCACUUUUCUAUAAAUGAGACAUUUGGUGAUGAUGAUGAUAAAAAAAGGUCGGAAAUCAUUUGCAAACGAGGAUUAAGCUGUACCGAUUUUCAAGUUUUUUUACGAUAAGGAACACACCACUGUAAUAUUUACUUUGAAUACAAUCUUUGGUAAUACUGCACUCAGGUGCUGUUGCUAUAGCAGCCACGACAAAAAAAAAGAACACACAAUGAUAAAAAAGAAAACCAUAUCAAAUCCAUAUAAAAGUGAAAAAGAAAAAAAGGAAAUAGAAAAAGAUAACGUGGCGUGGUAACAUAUCAAAGAAUAACCACUCGGUCUAAUGAUUCAUUACAGACUUCCUUUCCUUACAUUCAUAAUCUCUUGUGAAAAAAUUCAAGAUUAACUCCUCUCCCCUCCCAGUGCCAAACAAUAUUACUGCAAACGCAUCCCAUUAGCCCGUGAGCAGGCUUUUCCUGUCACACUGAACAAAGUGACAAUUUUAAACAAAUCACACAUACUCUUACUACUUCCCCAAAAGAACAAUUAACAAGAAUCGACAAGAAUAAAAUAAAAUCCUCCAAAUUGGGGGGAAAAAAAACAAGUGUACACAGCUACGGUCAAGAGGUGUGUGUUCAUUUGGAGGCCUCUUUCCAAAAACCACAUUAAACUAAGACUAAACCCCUGACAGCUGAGUGUUCCCCCUCUUCCUCUGCUCUCCUCUCCUCUCCUCUCAUCCAUCAUCAAGACGACUGAUCCUACAUCUCUUUUUCUCUCCGUCACAUUCACUCGCUCUCAACAGUAAACCCCGCCCCCGCAGCCUUUGUGCUCUUCCAAAAGAAACUCGAAUGCAUGAGCCCUCAUGCCUCUACUAAAUAUACAUCCAGGAAUUGAUUGUGCCGUAUAACAAAAACAAUAAAUGUACAGUAUGUACAGCCAGUUCAUCUGGAUUUGGGGGGGGGGGGGGAU